AUGAGGAAACCAACAAUAGAAGGUCAACUCUUUUAUGUUGAGGAGAUGGAUCAGUUGGCAGAUGAGCUUUUAGAAGAGCUAUCAUUGGAGGAUCCCUACAAAGCUCGAUCGAGCCUCGAACAAACGAACUCGAUCGAGCUGGGGACUGAAUGCAAGGAGCAAGCUCAAGGAGAUUGGUCUGAGCUCAAGGCGCCUAAAGUCGACCUCAAACCUUUGCCUGAGGGCCUCAGGUAUGCAUUUCUGGGUGAAAACUCAACUUACCCUGUCAUUGUGAACUCUGAUUUGGAACCUGAACAGUUGAGUGCUUUGCUUGUUGAAUUGAGGAAGUACAGAAAAGCAAUAGGUUACACUCUAGAUGAUAUCAAGGGAAUCUCCCCUGACCUAUGCAUCCAUAGGAUUCAUCUAGAGGAUGAAAGUAAGUCUAGCAUUGAACCUCAAAGGAGAUUGAACCCCAAUCUAAAGGAAGUAGUGAAGAAAGAGAUACUCAAGUUGCUUGAUGCUGGGAUAAUCUAUCCCAUCAGUGAUAGCACUUGGAUAUCUCCAGUUCAUUGCGUCCCAAAGAAAGGGGGGAUCACUGUCAUAAAAAUGACAAAGAGGAGCUGA
This is a messenger RNA of Microthlaspi erraticum, 603 nucleotides long. The record is from the annotation of a GenBank genome assembly. Lineage: Eukaryota; Viridiplantae; Streptophyta; Magnoliopsida; Brassicales; Brassicaceae.